AUGGCUGACAGCCAGUUUGCUUUGUCAAACCAAAACAUCGCUGAGCAACUUAAAGAAAAUGCGAAAAACAAAAACACGUUGAAAGCUACACAGACCUGGUUAAAUGUCUGGCAAACAUGGGCGACUCAACGAAAAGUAAACCCAAAAAUGGAAGAAUACGAGCACGAACAACUCGAUAAAAUGUUGCAAAUCUUCCACACAGAAAUACGCACAAAAGACGGGUGUGAGUACGAACCUGAGAGUUUAAAAUCCAUGCUGGCAGCCCUCGACCGCUAUUUAAAAGAGCAUGACUACAAGUACUCUAUUAUACGAGACCGAGAGUUUCACCAGUCGAAGUUGGUACUCGAAGGAAAAGUGAAGUGUCUCCGUCAACAAGGAAAAGGCAAGAGACCCAACGCCGCGAACGCACAGACAGCCGAAGAAGAAAAAAUGCUAUGGAGUGAACUAAGUCUCGGCGACUGCAGUCCAAGAGUUCUUUCCCAGACGAUGUGGUGGAUCUUGACUCAACAUUUUGGCCUGAGGGGAAGACAGGAACACCAUUCAAUGGAAGUCGAGGACUUCAGUUUUUGUGUGGACGACAGCGGCACAGAGUACGUCACAUUUAAAGAAAAUCCUACAAAGACGAGGCAGGGAGGACUGAACACAAAACAUCGUAGUGUUCUGCCAAAAAUGUUCGCUACUGGCGGUCAGAGAUGUCCUGUUGAGUUACUGAAGCAAUACCUUAGUAGGCGUCCUCAAGAGCUGCGCGACAAAGGUCCUUUUUACCUUGCCAUAAUCGAAAAUCCUAAAACAAAUGUUUGCUACAAGAAGCAGCGGCUCGGCGUAAACAGCAUCGACAAUAUGAUGAAGAGCGUCGUCAAGAACACAGCUCUGGAAACAAGCAAGAAGAAAUUGACUAACCACACCGCAAGGAAGACAGUUGUGAAGAAACUCAGAGCAGCAAGCGUCGAGAGGCAGUCGAUAAUCCAGGUGACCGGCCACGCAAGUGAAAAGUCUCUUAACGACUACGAUGAAGGUAGCGAGAAGGAACAGCGACAGCUUUCAAACAUUAUCAGCAAUGCUCCACAGUCAGUAGCCUCCAGCAGUUUUCCUGGUCUACCAAUGUGGUCUUCUCCUGCAACGACUUCAACGUGUGAACAGGUGAAAACAAGCGGCCAUGCUUUCACUGUGAACAACUUUCACAACUGUCAAGUCACAUUUAACGGGAUUCAGGGGCAAUGCAGUUCACCAAAGUCUACAAGUCAGAAUGUUUAG
Messenger RNA from Pocillopora meandrina, 1254 nucleotides. The record is from the annotation of a GenBank genome assembly. Lineage: Eukaryota; Metazoa; Cnidaria; Anthozoa; Scleractinia; Pocilloporidae.